AUGCCUUCAAGCCUCCUCUAUUCACAUCACAAAAUCAAGCUGACACCUAUUUUCCAUCGACUUUCAGCGGUUCGACGUCUACACCACAGACGCUUUGCGAUUGUAGUUGUUCGACGUCUACACCACAGGCGAUUUGUGAUUUGCAGUGAGUUUGAUGAUGCACACCAAGUGCUCGAAGAAAUUUUACAACCAAAUGUUAAUGUUUCUUACAUCUGUUAUAAAGCAUUGGUUGAUUUCAGGGCUGAUUGGAGAUGUGUUGUUGACAACCUUUUAACCAAAAAGAGGGUAAAACGACCUGAUUCAUUCUCCCCUUGGGCAAUUACCACUAACCAUGGAGACCGUAUGCAAACAUUCUCAAGAUACAGGAACAAGAAAGCAAAGAGGAAUUUUGGCAGAAAAAUCAGGAUUCAUCAGCCCAGUGAUAAUAGGCAGCAACACGUCGUAAAAAACUCAUUGAAAAAACAACAGAUUUCGACUGCAACCCUGAUGAACCUAACAGAACCUAUUGAUCUCGACAUUAAAGAGGUGAAAACGCUGGGGAGAUCACAAUUUCAUUAUCAGUCAAAGAAAGUCAAAGUCGUGGUCCCCUUUUUACACUUAAAGAAAGAUUCAAAUAGGAUAAAUGGCAAAAUAUUUUGAAAAUCGAAAUCAAACACCAAAUUCAGCAUACCAACAACAACCAAAAUCAAAAAUAUUUUAUAUAUUUUAUAUUUUGAAAAUAUUAUAUGAGCAAUGUAUUUUAUAUGUUUUUUUCUUUUUGUUCUAAUAAUAUAUAUGAGCAAUGUAUUUUAC
This is a messenger RNA of Lactuca saligna, 792 nucleotides long. NCBI's taxonomy places the organism in Eukaryota, Viridiplantae, Streptophyta, Magnoliopsida, Asterales, Asteraceae. The record is from the annotation of a GenBank genome assembly.